Tilletiaria anomala UBC 951 is the source of this 1190-nucleotide messenger RNA. RefSeq lists its product as uncharacterized. The coding region runs from base 444 to 1067 and encodes 207 amino acids. The transcript has a single exon. Lineage: Eukaryota; Fungi; Basidiomycota; Exobasidiomycetes; Georgefischeriales; Tilletiariaceae. The record is from RefSeq and is a predicted model, not a curated record.
AUAGAUUAAAUAGCAUGCAGCUCAAACCCUCACUGGCAUUUUGGUGACUUCGUCGUUUCUAUCCUAGAACUGCCGGCUUAUUUUAUCCGGAGGCCCCCGGCGGAGCAGCGCAUGCACCAUUGCAGAGACUUUGGUCACCGUUGCCUCCUUAACCUUGACCUCGUCAACAUAUUGAUCUGGACGACGAUACAACACCCCUUUUGACAAGCCUAUGCUGCAUUUGACUCCUGAUUUAUCGACAAAGUUCUUGCCACGAACGACCAUCAAUUCGAGACUCAAAUUCCAAAAUCCAAGCCAGUCGAGAACGGUUCUUUUACCAUGGAACUUUGCAGAUCUACUCGCGGGGCGUAAGGCCAUGUUGGGCGGCACAUCGUCCAUCAAUAGCUCAGACGAAGUUGAGGCUUCUGACAUUCCACAGCCCUCUUCGCAUAUCGCGCAAGAAGAUGCUCUACUGGACGUGCUCGCCUUCAAAGAGACUGUACGACUCUCGCUCUUCAACUCUGGCAUUAGCGCAGGCUUUCCAGCUCACGAAUGAGACCGUUGCGAAUCCAGGUAUUUUAGGCGUCGCCGGCAAUCGCAUCGGCAUGCCUAACUCUCGUGGAAUUUCGAGUGGUCAGAAGCGCUGUCCCACCGUCGCAAAUGGCUUUGUCGCGUGUCCUCAGCGGCUUUUCCUCGAUGAGCCCAUCUCGGGGUUGAAUUCAGCUUCAGGAUUCGAGGCCAUGCCGGCGAUCAAGCGCGUCGCUCAGCAGAAAGGCAUUAUCGUUAUUGUGACCAUGUACUCACCCGCGUGGCAUACAUUUUCGCUCUUUGACUCGACACUCCUACUCGCAAGCGGGAAGAUCAUGUUCUACGGCAAGCCAAGCGAAGUGGCGCCGUAUUUUAGUGACUUGGACCAUCUCUGCCCAUCUCACACCUAUCCGGCGAAUCACAUGAUGAGGAUCAUCAAGGCCGAUAUCGGCCAGUCCGGAGCGGACUGCGAGCACAUUGCUGCGGCCGACCGAGUCAUCAAAAGGGGCACCCAGAAUUCUUUUGCUCUGGCAUGGCAGAGGCAUGCAGAGUCACUUUAAGCUGACCGUUCCCGCUCAUAGUGAACACUCUCUUGAUGGUUCUUUGACGAGGGUUAUGCACUCUCCUAGCAAAGUCCUUGCGCAAGUCACGUUCCUGACCCAACGCAACUUGAUCAAUUACAA